Messenger RNA from Galendromus occidentalis (western predatory mite), 2400 nucleotides. Its product is annotated as A disintegrin and metalloproteinase with thrombospondin motifs adt-1. The record is from RefSeq and is a predicted model, not a curated record. Gene Ontology annotation, biological process: proteolysis. Bases 1 to 2355 code for a protein of 784 amino acids. Lineage: Eukaryota; Metazoa; Arthropoda; Arachnida; Mesostigmata; Phytoseiidae. Gene Ontology annotation, molecular function: metalloendopeptidase activity. The transcript is spliced from 12 exons.
AUGCAAGUUUGGUCCGCGCUCCUCCUCCUGUUGGCGCUCUCACCCGUGGAGUCAAAGCUCACAGCCGAUGUCAUCACUGGAAUCUCACAGCUUUUGUCUCAAGGAGCUCGUAUUGAAGAAACGCAAGUCAUCUCGUUGCGGAGCACGAGCCGGAGGAGUCGACGUUCCAUUCACGACAAUCGCGUCAUCCUCACCUUGGAGGCUUUCGGGAAGAAACUGCGCCUAGGGCUCAAGCGAAACAAAAAACUCGUGUCGAGGAGGUUCCUGAUUGGCGGCGAGGAUUCUGCUUAUGGAAUCGACACGAAAUGCUACUACACGGGAAAGGUCGCUGAAUACCCGAAGAGUUUCGUCGCUCUGUCCCUCUGCGAUGGGGCCCGAGGCACGAUAAACCUCGGCAACGAGUCUCUUGCAAUCUCAUCGCUGCCCGAGGAUUCGGGAAGCGUUCCGGAUGCGCACGUCGUUCUCCGAUUGGAUCACGACCCGUAUCUCCGCUUCGUGCGCCGAGAUGCCUCGGAUAGGGUUCUGGUUCGAACAUCGGGGCCAGACUUCCGAGUUCCCCGCAAGCCACGAAGUCAUGGUCAACAGAUUUUGAGCAACUCGGAGGACCGUAGCGGACAGUAUCGGCCCAGAUCUCGGACCGCCCUAGUGGAGUCGGCUUUCUUCGUUGACGAAAGCCUAUACGAACACAUCGGGAAAAUGUUUCCGAACGAUCCCCGCAAGAACGUCCACAUAUUCGCCUUAACGCUGAUCAAUCAACUGCAAAUAGCCUACGAGCAGGAACCCCUCAAGGGAAUGGUCGGGAUCACCUUGACGUACCUCGAAAUAAUGUAUCCGCAACCCAAAGAUCUCCCGUCGAAUGAAGACUUCGAUUAUUAUCUGACCGCUUUCUGCAUUUAUCAGCAAGCUAGACGGAAUAGCCUAGAGACGAGUUACUCGCAUUGGGACUACGCGGUUCUGAUCUCUGCGAUGAGUAUGUACGCUCGGAACAAACGCGGCGAGAGGAUGAACGAUGUUGUCGGUAUGACAGCGGUCGCUGGCAUGUGCAACGAGCUGCAUUCGUGCGCUAUCCUCCAAGGCCGAGAUUUGCAGAGUGCGCACAUAAUCGCACACGAAAUGGGCCAUUCGCUGGGCAUGGAACACGACGGCGAAGGUGACAACAGACACUGCCAAGGAAACGCUCACGUCAUGUCGGCGACGACCGGGCUUUCGAAGAAGUCGUGGUCCGACUGCAGUGUGCAGUCACUGAAGCAUUUCUUGCAAUCGGACCGAGCCGAUUGUCUGUACAAACGGACGUCUUUGAAGAACCUUCUCUCGAUGCCGGAAUCCGAAAUCCUCAAGAAGUUCCCAGGGAUGAAUUUCACAGCGGACCAACAGUGUGAGAUGAAGUUCGGCGACGGAUACAGGAGAUCGAGACGGCAAGAGCUGAGGGACGUCUGCCGAAUUCUGAAGUGCGAACGUGAAGACGGAUCCCACGUGAUUCUCUCGAGUGCCUACACUGCCAUGCAAGGCACCAGCUGUGGACCAAGCAAGUGGUGUCGACACAAAGUUUGCUCGGAGAUACCGUCGACGGAAUUUCCGAAUGCUUCAUCGGGUCAGAUCUCAUCUUCGAAAACGGGUGUCACGGCCCCACCGGUAUCGGGCGCAGUUUCCGCCAUGUGGUCAGAUUGGACACCGUGGGGAGAAUGCAACAGCGGAUGUGCCGCGAGAGAGGGGAGAAUUCCGUGGGGCAUCAGGGUCUCUACGCGGAAAUGCGUCGACCAGACAACGAACAUUGAGUUGGGUUUGGAGAAAUGUUCCGGACCGAGUUUGAAAUCUAAACUCUGCAACGCUACCUGCACCAAAAUGUGGGAGCCGAAUGAGUACGCAACGGCUGUGUGCGACACAGUGAUCCGACCCCAUAUUCACCUUUUUGUCGGAGUCGGGAGCCAGCCCAAAUACGACGAAAGAGGUUCGUACUGUCCCCGCAAGUCCUCGCUUUCGUUUAACGCGAACUCGAAGAGCAUAAAUUCCUUCUGGUCUUCGGCACAAUGCCGCGUCGCAUGCCGUGAGCUCCAGAGUCCUCGAUUGUACGUCGUAGUCGACACGACAGGCGACGGGUUCUUCCCGGCCGGCACCCUCUGCAAAGCCGAUCGAUCAUCUCGUGGCUAUUGCCACUACGGGAAAUGCAUAGCCGAGAGCAAGUUCGAAGUUAUCUUACACAGAACGACUCAGGAGAAGAACAAAGUUUCAGAAUUCUCUGAUUCUGUCCGAGUUCGCCGCGGCGCAGAGGACGACGUACAAUAUGUGAACCUAUCGGAGUACCUCAGAGAUCUAUCUCCCUUGAACUCCACGAGGACAUCGCCAUCCGGAGGAUAAUUACCCCCGACAGCUGCCAUGUUACAAAUACACGAGUUGCCCAGA